GUGUGGGCCCCGCCCCUCCCCGUGAAUGCGGUGUAUAGAUGGAGCGCUCUCCUGGCCGCACUCGCAGCUUUUCCUCUCCAGUCCGUGGGCAUUGUUGUAAAAACAGAAGGACAAUAGAGUGCAAGAAUAGAGUGACGGAUAAUAGAACCUCAAAAGGGGCAUCAGGGAAUCUGUCCUCUAUUGGACCUGAGUGCAUGAGGCACUAUAUGAGAGCCGUGUGUCGGCUGAAGUUUAGUUUCACAGGCAGCGAGCAGACAGAAAGAGGAGGCAUGACUCUGAGACGGAGUCCAAGUUUUGCGGUGCUGUGCGUUCAUGUGCUUCUGCGGUGCCUGUGGAUGAGGGUUUGUGAGGCAUCGGGGCACUUUGAGAUGCAGGUUUUGUCCAUGCAGAACUUGAACGGGGAGCUGCAGAGCGGCGCGUGCUGUGACGGCGCGCGCGUCGCGGCGGACCGCUCAUGCACGGCGGAUGAGUGCGAUACGUUUUUCCGCGUCUGUCUGAAGGAGUAUCAGUCGCGGGUGUCUUCGGGAGGCCCGUGCAGCUACGGAAGCGGAUCUACUCCCGUUAUCGGUGGGAAUACUUUUUCUGUCAAGCCGCUCGACGGCGCGAGCGAUAAAUCCAGGAUCGUGCUGCCCUUCAGCUUCGCCUGGCCGAGGUCAUAUACGUUGAUUGUGGAGGCUUUGGACUUCAAUAAUGACUCAAGCACUGGCAGCAUUAAUGGUCAAGUCAUAGAGAAAGCGGUCCAGUCGGGCAUGAUCAACCCAAACCGUCAGUGGCAGGUCUUGAAACACAACGGCCCCGUGGCUCAGUUUCAGUACCAGAUUCGGGUGACCUGCGACGAGCACUACUUCGGCUUCGGCUGCAAUAAGUUCUGUCGGCCCAGAGAUGACUUCUUCGGCCACUAUACCUGCGAUCACAAUGGCAACAAGACCUGCUUGGAGGGAUGGGCUGGCCCAGAAUGCAACACUGCCAUCUGUAAGCAGGGCUGCAGCACUGAGCAUGGCUCCUGUAAAGUGCCUGGAGACUGCAGGUGUCUGUACGGCUGGCAGGGCGAGUACUGCGACCAGUGUAUCCCUCAUCCCGGUUGUGUGCACGGCACAUGCAUCGAACCCUGGCAGUGCCUGUGUGACACCAACUGGGGAGGGCAGCUCUGUGACAAAGACUUGAACACCUGUGGCACGCGGCAGCCCUGUCUGAAUGGCGGCACCUGCAGUAACACGGGACCAGACAAAUACCACUGCGCCUGUCCUGAUGGCUACUCGGGACAGAACUGUGAGAGAGCGGAUAACGCCUGUCUGUCUGAGCCGUGUCUGCACGGAGGCAGUUGUGUGGAGUCCAGUCAGGGCUUUGAGUGUCAGUGUGCGCCAGGCACCACACGACCGUCCUGCAACAUCAAUGAAGAUGACUGCAGUCCGAACCCGUGCAAUCACAGCGGCAUGUGUGUGGACCUGGUGGAUGGUUUUAAAUGCAUCUGCCCCGCGCAGUGGACUGGAAAGACCUGUCUCAUUGAUGCUAAUGAGUGCGAGGAAAGCCCGUGUGUCAAUGCCCACUCCUGCCGGAAUCUUAUCACCUUUGACAUCAAUGUCAACGACUGCCACGGACAGUGUCUUAACGGAGGACUGUGUAAGGAUCUUGUGAAUGGAUAUCGAUGUGUGUGCGCAGCAGGCUUUGCAGGUGAACACUGUGAGCGAGACGUGGACGAGUGCGCUAGUCGACCCUGUCUCAACGGAGGACGCUGCCAGGACGCGGUCAACGGAUUCCAGUGUCAGUGUCCACCUGGUUUCUCAGGGGCCACGUGUCAGCUGGACAUAGACUACUGUGAGAGCGGCCCGUGUCAGAACGGAGCUCAGUGUUUCAGCCUGGCCUCAGAUUACUACUGUAAGUGUCCCGAAGAUUACGAAGGCAAAAACUGCUCCCAACUUAAAGACCACUGCCUCAUCACUCCAUGCCAAGUGAUUGACAGCUGCACGGUUGCCGUGGCGUCUAACAGCACUCCGGGCGGCAUGCGGCUCAUCUCCUCUAACGUUUGUGGUCCUCACGGCCGCUGUCGAAGUCACGCCGGAGGACACUUCAGCUGUGAGUGUCAGGAGCCAUACACAUACACAUAUUUACUCUCAGACAUCAACGACUGUGAAAGUAGUCCCUGCCGUAACGGCGGGACUUGCAUUGAUAAAAUCAACGCGUACCAGUGUAUCUGUGCUGAUGGCUGGGAGGGACACAACUGUGAGAGCGACAUUGACGACUGCAGCAUGAACCCGUGUCGGGAUCGAGGAGUGUGCCGUGAUCUGGUCAAUGACUUUUACUGCGAGUGUGAAAACGGCUGGAAGGGAAAGACCUGUCACUCACGCGAGAGCCAAUGUGACGAGGCCACUUGUAACAACGGGGGCACGUGUUCUGACGAAGGCGACUCAUUUAAGUGCAUUUGUGCUCCUGGAUGGGAAGGAGCUACCUGUAACAUCGCAAAGAACAGCAGCUGCCUGCCGAACCCCUGCGAGAACGGAGCCACGUGUGUGGUGACAGGUGACAGCUUCACCUGUGUCUGCAAAGAAGGCUGGGAGGGGCUCACCUGCAGCCAGAGUACGGCAAAACUUCCUGUUCCACUUCCUUACUACUUCCUAUGUGUGUGCAGCUAUAACAGCGGCACGUGUGUGGACGGUGAUAACUGGUACCGCUGUGAGUGUGCCAGUGGAUUCGCAGGGCCGGACUGUCGCAUCAACAUCAAUGAGUGCCAGUCGUCUCCCUGUGCAUUCGGCUCCACGUGUGUCGAUGAAAUUAACGGCUACCGCUGCCUGUGUCCACCCGGCAGAACCGGGCCCAGAUGUCAGGAAGUCACCGGCCGUCCGUGUGUGGUCGGAGGUCGGAUUGCAGUAGAUGGAGCACAGUGGGCUGAAGACUGUAACACCUGUUACUGUCACAGAGGGAUUGUCAGCUGUACUAAGCUCUGGUGUGGCCCUAAACCUUGCCGGAUGCUUGGCUUGGGACGAGGUGACUGUCCUCUGGGUCAGCUGUGUGUGCCGGUCCGAGAUGAGCAGUGUUUCGUGAAGCCCUGCUCAUCACAGGGCGAGUGCUGGUCUGCUCACCGGCCGGCCGUGAGGACCCGCUGUCACCCCGAGAGCGACUGCGCCAACAUCACCUUCACCUUCAACAAGGACACCAUGCCACAGGGAGUGACGGUGGAGCAGGUGUGUCGUGAGCUCAGGCAUCUGUAUGUGGCUAAAAACCUUUCAGCUGAGUUUUCCAUCUCUAUGAGCUGUGAACUCUCUUCUGCCACCAAUAAUGAGAUCCAUCUGGCCAUCCAUGUGACUGAGGAUGGCAUUCACGGCCAGGUUCCUGUUAAAGAGAUCACAGACAGCAUCAUUGAUCUGGUGAGCAAACACAGCGCGAACAGCUCCAUCAUCGGCUCCAUUGCUGAGGUCCGUGUGCAGCGCAGUAAAGCACAGAACCCCAACGACUACUUGGUGCCACUGCUGGUGUCCAUAGUGACGGCGAUCUGGGUUUUGGUGCUGGCUUCGGUGUUUCUGUGGUGCGUGCGGCAUCGACGCAAACAAAGCUCCACCCCCACCGCCAUCAACCCCGCCGCCCCCUACUCCACGGGAAGCACAGAAGACAACACGGUGAACAACGCCCGCGAGCAGCUCAACCAGAUCAAGAACCACAUCGAGAAGAACGCAUCCAACGGCAGCCUGCCGGGAAAAGAGCUGCUCUGCGACGACAAGAACACCGUCAACGCCAAAAUCAGAACGCAUUUCUCCGAAUCCACCAGACUAGCACAGGAAGACUCCAACAAGCAUCUUCAGAAGACGCACUUUCCACGCCAGCCAACCUACAUGCUGGUGGACAGGGACGACAGGCUGAGCUCCAACGGCACGGAUGUCAAAAAUCCUCACUGGACUAAUAAACGAGACAACAGAGACCUGGAGUCGCAGCACAGAGCUCCGGAUUCACAGCAAAGAGAUCUGGACGCACAACACAGCUUGCACAAAAUGGAGUAUAUCGUAUAGCAGCCGAUCAUCGGCAUGGUAACAAUCAUUGCUACGCGAUGUCACAAAAGGUCAAGCAAAUGAAGACAUCUUUUGAAAUCAGAGCACUGACUGUCGAGUGUCAGGACAAGGCCGGACAGUGUUUGUUCAGACGUUGCGGUCGGACCACAAGCUGGUCUAUUUUAUGGCGUCUGAAGGGCCUGAAGACGUUAACCUGUGCUGAACUUCUAGCCUAAAUUAGAAUGUACAGUAAUUGGCCAAAAUAUGCUCAAUGUGUGAAUCUCACCAAAACAUGUCCAGGUCAAAUUUCAUCCUGAAAUCAUAGACAUUGUUGACAUUUGAAUGACAAUUACAGGCAUAGUUCACCCAAAAAUGACAUUUCUGUCAUCAUUUACUCAACCUCGAGUUGUUCCAAACCUGUAUGAGUUGCAUUCUUUGGUUGAACACAAAAGAAAAUGAUUUAAAGAAUGGUGGUAACCAAACAGUUGACGGUAGCCAUCGACUUACAUAGUAUGGAAAAAAAUAAUAUGGAAGUCAAUGGGUACUGUCAACUGUUUAGUUACACACAAUCUACAAAAUAUCUCAUCUUGUGUUCAUAAGAAGAAAGAAACUCAGGUUCUGAACUUGAGGCUGAGACAGAUUUUGAAUUUUUUGGCGAACUGUCCCUUUAAGCACCUUUUCCAUCCAAAAGUGAAGUACUGCAUUUAUAUACAGUACAGAUAGUGUAAUACUAAGACUUUUUAUGCAAAUCAGGAUACUAUAUAAUAAAAAUUGCUUGAAUGAUGCUUUCUUCUUUUUUUUGUUUUUGUAUUGCAUAAAACUUUUAUAGUGCUAAACAAAGGUUGUAAAAAAAUAUAUUUUGGGAUGAAAUUAGACAUGGAAAUGUUCUUGAGGGUUUCGUGAGUUUCAUCCAAUUGUUGAACUGAACUGCAUGUGCAGAUUGUGUUCAGUGUUUAUAAUGUAGAAAUCAAUGCACCAGAAAUAGCUUGUGAAUCAAUGAUGACUGGUGUAUCUUGUGCUCGAAGAUUGUAUUUAACUCCCAUUUAUUGGGUUCUUGACUGGAUUUUAUUUUCCCGCUCUUUCUAGCAGUUCAUUUUUAUUUAUUCUACUCUUUUUUUUUUUUUACAUGUGUACAGACAGACAGGUCAUGCUUAGAAUUGACUGUCUGUAUGAAGAAAUUCACUGUCAGUUUAGAUGUUGAUGUUGUAUAGAUGUCUUUGUAUAUAUUUUCUAAUUAAUCAUUGUGUAUAUUUGAUUUAUUAACUUAACAAUCAAAAGCCUAUCGUUUGUUUUUAUUUAUAUACAUUCUUUAGGUUUGAGAAUGUGACCGCUCGUGCCCAACCUUUGUAUUUUUAGAUGGAAAAUAUUGUCUCUUAUUUCUGAAAUGCCAAAAGAAUAGUUUAUUUUUUGAAGAAUAGGAUGUUUGUUUGUGUCUAAAUCCAGAAUACAAUGUGCAAUGUCUGUUUCAGAAAACAUGUGCAUGACUUGUGUUUGUAAUGUCCUGAGACGUAGAUGGCUUUCCAUCUAGUUUUAAUACAUACUUUGUCUGUUCAAAUACACAUUUAUAGAAUGUUACUUUAAAACCAUUCCUGAAUAUGUUUAGCAAAUGUUCUUCUCAUAGCUGUUUUAAAUGAAUUUGGCAGCCCAGGAUAUCAAACAACGCUUGUCUAGAGUUUUCUGGUCAACCACAGUAUUCAAAUGUACUUUAACCAAAAAGGGAACGAGCAGUGUUAGAAGUGCAAUGCUUGUACAGUAAUAUGAAAUAUGAAGAAAACAGAACUGAAUGUGAUACACAAGACAAAAAUUAAAUCAAAAUCACUCUAGUAGGCCACUUUUAUUAAUUGUACAUUACAGUCGGACUGCUGGGCUUUUUUUAGUUCAGUCCCACUUAAUUCGUUGAAUUGUUUUGUUUUGUUUUGUUUUUCUCUUCUUGUGUUUAUGAGAUCCUUCUAUGAAAAAGCAGAACCAUAAAAAAAACAGAUCAUCCUGGGGUUUAACAUAAAUUUAAA
This is a messenger RNA of Cyprinus carpio (common carp), 5986 nucleotides long. RefSeq names its product jagged canonical Notch ligand 1a. The record is from RefSeq and is a predicted model, not a curated record. Gene Ontology annotation, cellular component: plasma membrane; protein-containing complex. Gene Ontology annotation, biological process: multicellular organism development; cell communication; heterophilic cell-cell adhesion. Gene Ontology annotation, molecular function: Notch binding; calcium ion binding. Lineage: Eukaryota; Metazoa; Chordata; Actinopteri; Cypriniformes; Cyprinidae.